AGCACGGGGAGCCAAUAGUCAGAAGAGUUUCAGGUAUGUGUGGACAGGUGCAGUUGAGCGACCCGAUGGCGGACCUGUUCGCAGUCACUUCUACGGCUCCGCACAGUUACGAAACUUUAAUAAACUAACAGGUUAUGUGAUGUAGCCUUACAAAAACUUUUCACUAGGGUUUAUUUGUCACCUGAGGAAGGAGGAAGAGGAAGACUGCGGGUCAUGGCCGUGAUUUUAGUCGCUUUCAUAUUGGCGUUCACCGGGAAAUGGGACAAGACUUCCCUUGCAGUCGCUCAGACUUGUGUGAAUGAGAGCAGGUUUAAAGAGGAGGUGCUCUAUGUGGAGCAGCAGGGGCCUCCAUAUCGGCUGAAAUGCCCUCUGGAGCCCGAGAGCUCCCCCCAGCCCAAGCUGACCUGGCAGAAGGACUGCCACCAACUCCCCACCCAGGAAGGGAAGGACUACCUGGAGUUUGCCAGCCUCGGCUUGCAAGAUCAAGGGAAUUACACCUGUAUGCAACUGGGCAACAGCACGGCCUCAUUCACUGUGCGUCUCAUAGUUAAAGAGUCCCAGUGCUCCAAAGUCCCAGAAUUUAAACCAAAUGGGAGACCAGACAGUCUCUAUAGGAAUGUGGGAUCCUCUGUGACGCUAAACUGCACUGCUCUCCUCUGGGACCCAAGAGAAGAGCACUGUGACACCACGCUGCAGUGGAGUAAAGAUGGCCAACCCCUCACCAAUCAAACACAUUACACGCAGAAUACCUCCUCAUGGUCUCCUGUUGCUGGCCAACUGAUGGUAAACAGUCUACUGGUGAUCAACCUCAGAGAGCCCGAUGAUUUUGGGCUCUACAGCUGCACAGUGAGGAACAUUUCCUUUGACUUCAGCCUGCCGUAUUCAACGGGCCCCAACCACACAGCUGCUGUUAUUGCAGCCCUCUUCCUCCUCCUCCUCCUGGCCGUAGCUGCUGUUGUGUACUGUAGGUGUCACCUGAACAUCAAACUCUGGUACAAGGACGUCUACGCAGAAUGUUACGGAGACAAUGAACUCAAUGAUGGAAAAUUAUAUGAUGCCUAUAUCUCCUAUGUGAACAACGAUCAUGACAGGAAGUUUGUCAACUUUAUUCUCAAACCUCACCUGGAGAAUAAAAAUGCGCACAAGCUGCACCUUAAUGACAACGAUAUCCUACCUGGCUCAGAACCUUCUGCAGAGCUGCUAAUGAACAUUAGUCGCUCUCGGCGUCUGAUCGUGUUGCUCUCUUAUGCUUACCUUGAGCAGGACUGGUGCUCCAAUAACUUCAGACAGGGCCUUCUGCACUUGUUGGAGUUGUGUCAGCACGAGCGGCCCAUCCUCAUCAUGUUGGAAGGUCAGUCCAAACGCAUGAGGCCUGAGAUCAAGCAGCUGCUCAGUGAGCACCAGCACCGCCUCACCAUACUCACCUGGAAGCACAACUCUGUGACUCCUUCCUCAGUCUUUUGGAAGGAGCUGGCUUUAGCGAUGCCUCGCAGAGUCGUCUACCGCAGUGAGUCGGCGGGUGACCCUCAGACUCUGCUACAAGAUGAUAAGGACCCCAUGCUGACCCUCGACUCAAACUACCUGGACUGCCGCUCAGACACUGACCCUGCUGGAGAUCUGGGGCUCCGCCUCCCUGUGUACAAGGCUCUGGCCUUUAAAGCUCCAGUCCUCCCUGCUGCUCCCAUCGCUGUAGCUGAGCCCAAAUCCUCUGAAAUCGACGUGUCGGAUCUGGGACUACGCAACUAUGGAGCCCGCUCAGACUUCUACUGCCUGGUCACUGAGGAGGACAUUUGAUCCACACUCCUCUCACUUCUGACUUCUAAAAGUUAACUGCAUGGAGAUCCAUUUUAGCUUUGCUUUAUAGUUAUCUAAGCCAAUCUGG
Messenger RNA from Perca flavescens (yellow perch), 1882 nucleotides. It is a transcript of the gene sigirr, whose product is annotated as single immunoglobulin and toll-interleukin 1 receptor (TIR) domain. The record is from RefSeq and is a predicted model, not a curated record. Gene Ontology annotation, biological process: signal transduction. The coding region runs from base 214 to 1794 and encodes 526 amino acids. The transcript is spliced from 10 exons. NCBI's taxonomy places the organism in Eukaryota, Metazoa, Chordata, Actinopteri, Perciformes, Percidae.